Molecule: messenger RNA, 1628 nt
Organism: Boleophthalmus pectinirostris (great blue-spotted mudskipper)
Lineage: Eukaryota; Metazoa; Chordata; Actinopteri; Gobiiformes; Gobiidae
Exons: 3
Coding region: 143-676 (177 amino acids)
Biological process (GO): pore complex assembly; cytolysis in another organism; monoatomic cation transport
Cellular component (GO): pore complex
Molecular function (GO): channel activity
Source: RefSeq, a predicted model, not a curated record
ACUGUAUUCACUGUAGGAGGCACGCCCGAGCUUGCUUUGAUACAGCCUCAGUAAAGGUGUGUUCACAGAGAAACACAGCACCAGCACCAGCCUGCAAAAUCACCUCUGCUGUCGGUAACAACUCCAGAUCCCAGAAGUCAACAUGCCAGAAAAAGCAGAGCAAGUGUCAGCUAAACUCCUCACCAACAGGAACUGCACUGUUGAAAUCACCAAUGUGAGCAGCAACUUUUGUCUCACCAACCCCAAGGUUUACAUGGUCAGUGGUUUCUCCCAGCACCCCCCUCAGCCCACCAUCUGCACCGCCAAAACCGAAGUGUGUAGCUUCACCAAAGAUGACAACACCGUCACCGGGUCUGUGGGCCUGAUGACCUAUGACAUCUUCCACAUGCAGAAACGCCAGUACACUGAGCGGAUGGCCAUCAUGUUCUCCGUCCCUUUUGAUCGCAAUCUGUAUAAAAAUAAGCUGGCAAUUGGUAUCUUUGAGCACAGCCAAGAAUGCGAUAAACAGUUGUACACCCUGAUGUAUGAGGGGAAGGAUAUGAGUAACUUCGUGAGGGCUGACACCAAUGGGAGUGGGCUGGUGUUUCAGGGAGCCCAUCUGGAUGUGCGGGCCACUAUGUCCACAGUGGGAAGAGCUAUAGUUAAAGUGGAGCUUUAUGAUAUAAUGGGCCGCUAGAUGAAUGUUCAACUGUGCGAUUAUUAAAGGCAGGUUUUGCAAAUAAAUGUAUGUUUGAGUAUGCUAAUACAAAACCACAAAAGGGGUUUAAAAUUAGUUUGUUUAUGGGAUAGUAGGAGACAUCAGGUAUCCAUGGGUUUUGGAAUGAUGAAAACUGAAAUAAACAAAAUGUCCUGUCUUUUGAAUGUUAAAAAGUCCUCAAAAUCAGGAAGCUGAAAACCAUUUAAGGUGCACUAUGUUACUUCUAAGGUGGAGGUCCGCUACUUUCUUAUCUCCAUGGAAAUCUUAUUUCUUUGCCUGGAACGUUCCAUAAUAGGGCAUUAAACAUAUCUUCUUUGCAUUUGUUAAAUUGCAGGUGUUUUAUAGCUCAAAAAACCUUAAAAACAUGAAUUCUUACCAUGUGCAGGCUUGCUUCUCUAAAGACCUGACCAUUAACCUGUCUCCAUUGUGAUUACCAAGUGUAUUUCCAUGCUGUAGAAUACUGAAGGCAAAACAGUAAUAUCUCCAUGGAGACAAGCAGGUGACGGAUCCUCCUCCUGAAAAGUUACACAGUGCAAUUUUAAUAGAGGAUCCAGCACCUUUGCUUUAAAUUUUCAGCAUAUGACAUGAACUUAUCUGUUACAUCUGCAAGAAAAAUUGUUCCUUCUUAUCUUAAUAAAAGAUUCUCUAUUCACGCUAAAACAGCCAAAGUGUUUAUUUACAAAAACACAUAUGUCUGUUUUUAAAGUGUGUUUUAAUCCUUUACUACAGAUAUUAUCAGUGAAAAUAACUUAUCUACAGAUUUACUGAAGAAGGAUGGAAUAAUUUUCUUGCACUAUAAAUUAUUUGGCUCUUGAAAACACUGCUAUUAAAACAGUAAAUUCUAAAACUUUGAUUUUAAUUGCACUUCUCUGUCUUUGUAAAUCCACUCAUCCAUUGUUCUUUUAUAAAAUAAAAAUGUUUGAGUGUGCUA